Messenger RNA from Neltuma alba, 345 nucleotides. RefSeq lists its product as uncharacterized. The record is from RefSeq and is a predicted model, not a curated record. Gene Ontology annotation, molecular function: DNA binding. The transcript is spliced from 2 exons. Bases 1 to 345 code for a protein of 114 amino acids. NCBI's taxonomy places the organism in Eukaryota, Viridiplantae, Streptophyta, Magnoliopsida, Fabales, Fabaceae.
AUGGAGGCUUCUGGUGAGGGAAACAGCAGCCGUAGCCGCGGCAACAAUGAGAGAGGGAAGAGGAAGAUUGAAUGUCAGGUGACAUCUCCAUCGUCACUGGCUACGGCGGAGAAGGUCAAGAACCGUCCACGGCGACGGUUGCACCCUAACACCAAGAUCACUCUUCACGAUAACACCUCGCCUGGCUAUGGCUGGUUGCUUCCAGGUUGGCUCUGUGAAGAACGUGUGAUGCAAUCUGGAAGGGUUUACAGGUACUACUAUGACCCAGACGGCAAACUCUACGGCACCCAGCAAGAAGUUUUCACUGCCUGGGAGAAAAAUGGCCUCCUUGUCCUCGACAAGUAG